Molecule: messenger RNA, 1455 nt
Organism: Thyridium curvatum
Lineage: Eukaryota; Fungi; Ascomycota; Sordariomycetes; Thyridiales; Thyridiaceae
Exons: 1
Coding region: 1-1455 (484 amino acids)
Source: RefSeq, a predicted model, not a curated record
AUGCCAGGAGCUAUCAUCCGCAGGAGCCGCUCGUCGAGAGUCGGUCCUGCCACCAAGCCCAUCUCCGCUACCGCGGGUAUCAACAAGUUCACCCGCAUCUCCAAACGCUCCAAUGUUGGCAAGGACGUCGUUGAGAAGAUCGUUGCCGAGAAGAUUGCGGAAACAGCCAUCGAGGUCACCACCCCGACUGUUGCUCCUGCGGCGCCACCUGUAGCAGCACCAUCAAAGAAGAGGAAGGCCGAGGACGAGUCAUCUGAGCAACCACAGACCACGCGAGCUGGAAAGCGGUCCUGCCGCCAACCGCUCGGAUCCGUGCCCGAGGCUCACCAACAGCUCCCGCGCACCCCGACGCAAACCAAGCCUCAAUCAUCCCGGCCGGGCGUCGACCUCACCGCCGCACAGCAAGCCGGCGCCCUAUUCGAGCGUCUCAACCUCCAGUCUCCGUCCUCCACGCGGACAUGGAGGGCAGACUCCACACCCUUUCCGCAGGAGCUCACCGACCUCAUCAACCUCCAGGGCGCCUUCCUCAAGACGGUCAGCAUCCACUAUGCGCACAACGGCAGCAACGUGCCCAUCGACGUCAAGAUGGUGUGCCCCGGCAUCGCGCAGGCCUGGGGCAAGCGCAGGGUGACGCUCGACGACGUCUGCCGCUGCAUCGGCGUCAUGGGCGCCGAGUCGCCCUUCUACGUGUCCGACUACGGCCGCGGCAAGGUCUGCCUCGAGCUGCACCGCCCAGGAGUACACGCGGGCCCGCUCCCCGAGGAGCGGCUCAACCGGGUCUUUGAGGAGCAGCUGCGGCGCGCCUGGGCCGCGAGGAGCUCGUCCGACGCCCGGCAGUUCGUCGCCGGCCUGCCCCGGGCCCUCGUCAAGAAGAGCGCCGCGUCGCUGGCCAAGCCGCCCGCGCUGGCAAAGGGCCAGCGCACGCUCGAAGAGCUCAAGCACGGCAUCGCCCUGAAGAAGCAGGAGAAGGAGGCCAAGGAAGAAGCCAAGAAGGCCGCCUCGUCGUCCUCGUCCUCGUCCUCGUCCACGUCGCCCGCCGCCCUCAACCCCGACGGCACAAAGAUGAGCCUGCUCGACCGCAUCCGCCUCCGCCAGCUCCAGCAGUCGCAACUGGAGGCGACGGGCCCCUCGGCGGCGGAGCUCGAGCGCAGGGCGGCCCUGCAGCGCGCCGACGACGUGGCGGCCGUCGUCACCAUGCUGAGCCGCGCGACGGCCGUGGGCCAGAAGCGCGUCUCCUUCACCAUGGGCGCCGUCCUGACCAAGCUCAAGGACUCGCUGCGCCUGCCCAUCUCGCGCGAGGAGGGCGCCGCCUGCGUCCGCACGCUGGCCAGGGAGAUCGCGCCCGAGUGGCUCAAGAUCGUGACGAUUGGCAACAGGGAGAACGUCGUCGUCCUGACCGAGUUUACGCCCAGCAAGGCGACUAUCCAGGAGAGGGUUCAGAAGGUGGGAUGUUAG